AUGCUUCCCCAGCAGGGGCUACAGAUGUCCACCAUGCUUCCCCAGCAGGGGCUACAGAUGUCCACCAUGCUUCCCCAGCAGGGACUACAGAUGUCCACCAUGCUUCCCCAGCAGGGGCUACAGAUGUCCACCAUGCUUCCCCAGCAGGGGCUACAGAUGUCCACCAUGCUUCCCCAGCAGGGACUACAGAUGUCCACCAUGCUUCCCCAGCAGGGACUACAGAUGUCCACCAUGCUUCCCCAGCAGGGACUACAGAUGUCCACCAUGCUUCCCCAGCAGGGGCUACAGAUGUCCACCAUGCUUCCCCAGCAGGGACUACAGAUGUCCACCAUGCUUCCCCAGCAGGGGCUACAGAUGUCCACCAUGCUUCCCCAGCAGGGACUACAGAUGUCCACCAUGCUUCCCCAGCAGGGGCUACAGAUGUCCACCAUGCUUCCCCAGCAGGGACUACAGAUGUCCACCAUGCUUCCCCAGCAGGGACUACAGAUGUCCACCAUGCUUCCCCAGCAUGGGCUCCAGAUGUCCACCAUGCUUCCCCAGCAUGGGCUCCAGAUGUCCACCAUGCUUCCCCAGUAG
Molecule: messenger RNA, 576 nt
Organism: Oncorhynchus keta (chum salmon)
Lineage: Eukaryota; Metazoa; Chordata; Actinopteri; Salmoniformes; Salmonidae
Product: mediator of RNA polymerase II transcription subunit 30-like
Exons: 2
Coding region: 1-576 (191 amino acids)
Source: RefSeq, a predicted model, not a curated record